UAUGGCCAUCUAGCCACCCACCGUCCGGUCAGUUCAGUGAAGCUCACUUAUAACCCGCCCCGCGACAGCCCGCGUCGCCACCCAUUCAACCGGCUUCAGCUUUCAACGUACCGUAGACCAUGUCCGCAGCACCAGCCGCCGCCGCCGCAGCGGUCCUCACCUCCGCAGUUGAGCCCGCAGACCAGGAACCUACCAUCAACAACAACACCACCGCCGCCGCCGCCGACCCCGACGCGGACCCCGCACCCUCCCCGCCUGCAACAACAAGCAACAGCACCACAACCAGAAAGCGGAAACACACACCCGCCGCCUCUGGCUCCGGGGUACCAUCCACGCCCACCCCCGCCGAAUUCGUGGGCCGCACGGUCUGGAGUAAACUGGACACACCGCUCCAUGGCGCCAUAGCGCGGAUCACCAAGCGCUACCAAAAGCGGAUCCAACGGGGCACGCGCAACCUCCCAGCGGAACGCGCAUCCCUCGUCAAGGCGCAGAACUAUGCGCGGCGCAACGGCGAGAUCGCCGAGUUCCUGCGGGGCUAUGGAAUAGCGGUCGAGAAUCCUUCUCCGCCGCUGUCACCGGCGGCGGACGACGACGAGGAUGAGGCGUCGCCUGCGGUCUCGCCGGUGCCGGAGAGACGGGAGAGUGGCAGGGGGAAGGGGAAGGAACUGCUGCGGGAGGGGGGGAAGACGAGGGAGGAGAAGACUAGGAAGCCGUCGGUGUUGGUGGAGACCCUGGAGGCGUCCCGGACGGCCGCAGUAAGUGCGAGGAAUACGCUUACUGCAUUGCGGUAUGUAGCUUCGCAUUGUGCAGACAGUGAGGGUGCAGUAGAGGCACAGAUUGCUAUGGUCGAGAAUUUUGCGAUUGCUGCUGAGAGGUAUGUGGGUGUUUUGAUGGGGCAGAUGCAGGCCAGUGCGGAUGGUAUCAGCGGAGAGAAUGCGGCAGCCGUGGGUGUUGGGGAUGGUUGAUGGACAUGUGUAUCAUUUCGCUCAGAUGUGGGUAGCUUCAUAUUGCACCCUCUUGUGGCGGUAGGCCAGUUGUAUUUUUUUGUAGUGCGUUGGUAGGAUACUCAUGCAAUAUCACUCGCCUUACCGAAUGCUUUUCCUUUUGGUGUGGAGUUGCGGAUGGAUUUCAUUAUAGCA
Messenger RNA from Tricharina praecox, 1139 nucleotides. RefSeq lists its product as uncharacterized. The transcript has 2 exons. The record is from RefSeq and is a predicted model, not a curated record. Lineage: Eukaryota; Fungi; Ascomycota; Pezizomycetes; Pezizales; Pyronemataceae. The coding region runs from base 120 to 965 and encodes 281 amino acids.